Molecule: messenger RNA, 2124 nt
Organism: Ziziphus jujuba (common jujube)
Lineage: Eukaryota; Viridiplantae; Streptophyta; Magnoliopsida; Rosales; Rhamnaceae
Exons: 1
Coding region: 719-1885 (388 amino acids)
Biological process (GO): photosystem I assembly; response to photooxidative stress
Cellular component (GO): chloroplast thylakoid membrane
Source: RefSeq, a predicted model, not a curated record
UAGGUUUAAAAAUGUAGAAAGAGACACUGAGAUGCUUUUGAACUUGGAAGGAACUUACAAGAAAGAAGAUAGUCCUGUCUAAACAAAGUUGGUUGAGCAUAAACCGGUAUUUAAUUUUUCUUAGUUGCAUGUAUUUGGAGUUAAUGGUUGGUAAUGGAAUUUUUUAGAUAUUAGUUUAAUAUUUUUCCAUACAGGAUUUGAGCUCAUGAUCUAGGUUCCAUGAACCCCUUGAGACUGACGUCUCCACUUAGAUUUUUAGUAUUUUAUACAGUUUUUUCCUUCUUUCUUUUUUAGUUAGAAUAUUAUAUAGUGUUUUUAAGCAAGCACAUCAGACAAACUUUAUUUAUUUAUUAUUUUCUAGUUUUGGUGUUCUCCUGGGAGCGUGUGGCCAUGUCAUGAACGUGAUGUUGUCCAAAUAGUUAAAGCCUCCACCUCCAUCCCAUUCCCAUCCUUGUACUACAAAAGUCAACUCUCUAUCUCUCACCCUUUGCCAAUUUGUAUUCUUUCUACUUCUUUUUAUUUUAUUUUUUGGGGUUCUCUUUGAUUAAAUUCAGAUGUGCCCUUUGGGAAACAGAGAGAUAAAUUGGACCAAGAACAUGGAAAUCACAACUAGGGUAACUGUGGAAAACAUGCCUCUCACGUCUCUUUGAUCUCUCUAACUUUCGUCCUUAUAAAUUCUUAAGACUCUCUCACUUCCAUUUUCACCUUCAUCACCACCAUGGCACUUCCUUCUUCACAUCCUGUGGUUCCCAACUCUGACAGCAACAUUAAUAAUCUCCAACAACCUGACCAUGAAAGCUCUGGAUUCUUGGCCAUCGAAGAGCCUAAAUUCUUGAUCAAGAAUGAGAGCUUGAUGAAGGAAAAGCAGAUAUCUGUGGACCCGAUAUCACUCAGAGAAUCAUCAUUGAGAGAAACGUGUGCUGAUUCAAUUCUGAUAUUGCCUGCUGUUACUCCUCCAACCUCUGCUAUGAUGGACUUACAUCCUCCUCCUCUUCUUCCUGCAAAUCCCAAAUUCUUAAGCUGCAGCCUCCCCAACUCAGCCAACUCGUCGCCUCGAUUUGGCAAAGCAUUUCUGAAGAAAAAAUGGAGAAACGAAAGCCAUGCAUCUCCCCGGCAGAUCGAAAAUCAUAGCAGGCUUCAAUCUCCGGGAGAUGGGCUUCUCACUCUGGGACAAGAACUUCACUUGAGCAGAAGCAAAUCAUGUGGGCAAGGAAGAGCAUUUCAACCAUCAGAUGACUUUGAUCUUUGGCAUAACAAACCCAAUGCCGUCGAACAAAUGAUCAACAACAAGAACUUAGGCAGCUUCUCCAAAACUGACCAGAUCACUAGCAAAGUGAAUCAUAAGAGCAGUAACAAUGCUGAUGAUAAAAACAUGGAAAUUUCCGAUGAUGGAUUCAAAUGCGGAGCUCUGUGCUUGUUCCUACCUGGCUUUGGGAAAGCUAAACCGGUGAGACCAAGAAAGGUAGAAGGUGGUGAUCAUCAAGUGGAAUAUGGUAUAUCCAGAACAGUGUCAAUGGAGAAAUUUGAAUGUGGGUCGUGGGCUUCAUCGGCCAUUAUCAAUGACAUGAACGAAGAUGGAGAUUCCAUGAAUCUAUACUUUGAUCUGCCAUUGGAGUUGAUACGAACCGGUGGUAAUGAUGCUCAUUCCCCAGUUACUGCUGCUUUCGUCUUCGACAAAGAUCGCAAAGGGGUUCUCAAGAAUAGCUCCACAAGAGCAGCUGCAUCUUCUGCACCUAGGAAAUCUCAUGAAUCAUCUCGCCAUGUCCGGUUCUCUGUGUCAUCGUCUCCUACGUCGUACCCAGCGUCACCGGCCUCUUGCAUUACCCCAAGAUUGCGCAAGGCUAGGGAGGACUUCAAUGCCUUUUUGGAAGCUCAGAGUGCAUGAAGUAAUAAUGAAAUCCUAGUUUUUUAUUGUUUGACUCUAUUAUCAUGUGUUUGGACACUGAGCAUUGAUAAUGCCUAGUGUUUUUCUCCAACCACAUGGUUUUGUUCUUUUACUUGCUAGAAAUAUUUCCUCCACCUCUUUAGUUUGUUCCAAAAUUUUAUCUUUUUUUGGGUUCCACAUUAACUAAUUUGUUCCUUGAAUUAUAGAUAAUAUUUUACCAAUCACAUAUUAAGGUUACA